Molecule: messenger RNA, 2769 nt
Organism: Macrosteles quadrilineatus (aster leafhopper)
Lineage: Eukaryota; Metazoa; Arthropoda; Insecta; Hemiptera; Cicadellidae
Gene: Scgbeta
Product: beta-sarcoglycan
Exons: 2
Coding region: 489-1487 (332 amino acids)
Biological process (GO): muscle organ development
Cellular component (GO): sarcolemma; sarcoglycan complex
Source: RefSeq, a predicted model, not a curated record
AAUUUCUGUCGUCUGCACUGGCACUCUGUCUAGCGACUAGCUAUAUGCUAGAUGUUGUUUCUGUUUGGAUACUAUAACAAUAACAAUACGAAUUUACGAGAUACAAUACAACAAUUAUUACGAUUUAUUCACGACUCAAGAGAGACUACGGACUGGGCUGUAAGACAACAUUAAAUCAAACACAUAGCCUAUUUAAGUAAAUUAUAGUAUACGUUAAGGGAGAUGUAAAAUUAUUUUUUAUUCAUUAUAGUGGCUUAUAAAAGUGUAGCAGUGCUGAACUUUCCAUCUCGAGUCUACAUAUUUGGACAAUGUCAAUGUCUAUUAAAAUGUCUUUAACGUAGCUUUUUUGUCCAUAAAGAGGCAUGGACUUCAAAACUUAGUCUAUUCGACGUUCUCCUAUUCUAUUCCUCUUCUUAUAUUCUGAUUAACUGUUGUAGCAAGUUAAAGACAAGAAUUAAAGUUUCAUUAGGACCUAGUUGUAGGUAGCAAUGACCUCAUCCAGAGAAUCUCCUGCAUCUGAAGUGCCUUCAGACAAUGGAUUAGGAACGCUUUCCAUGAGAGAUAAAUCCUUAUUGAAAAGGAAUAUCAACAGGCAUCACAAUAAUAACAUGAGUGCUGGUUAUGUUCCUGUACAUGAAGAGGAUCUUCAUAAAACUGGACUGAGAGGAAGAAAAACCUAUCUCUUUUGGACCAUAAUAGUAAUACUCUGUGUUCUUGCAUUUGCCAAUUUUAUAUUACUUUUAAUCAUUCUCAGUGUUUUACGAAUAGGAUUAGGAAUGGAGAGUUUGGAGAUUAUUCCUGAACAUUCAUUAAUCAAGUUUUAUGGGAACACAGAUCUUGGAUGGAUUUUCAAAAGAGAUGGUAUUAUAGAAAGCUUUAGCGACAAACCUUUGAUAAUAACAGGAGAUAGAAGUCAAUUGUCCAUUGACCUUGUUGCUCCAGAGUUCAAAAUGCAGCAUAAGGUGAUGAUGUUGGAUGAAGAUCAAGUGCUUUUUCAAAACGUUCAGUCCUUUCAUGUAAAGGAUAAACAUACUAAGAGUGAUAUUUUCUCCUCCUCAAAUCCAAAUUUUGGACUUCCUACAGGUGUUAGAAAUUUACACGUAAAUUUUGCCAACACCCCAAGAAUAUCUAGUCCAGUUAAUGAAAAUUUAAACAUAAGAUCAGAUUCAUAUAUAAGGUUUAAAGGAAAUGAAGGCACAAGGAUGGAAGGUAAACAUAUUUUGUGGUCAGCAGAUCAAUUUUUGUUCCUGAAAAGUGUUAAUGGUAGCAUUAUUCUCAAUGGCACAAAGGGAGUGACCCUAGAUUUGAGUCAGAUGCCAGAAGCUGCUAAUGGUAAUACAGGUUUACCUUUUGUAAGUCAGUUUAAGGUGUGUGUUUGCAUGCCUUCGGGUAAAUUAUUUAGGGUCGCUGUUCACCCAGGCCAAAGCUCACAUUCUGCUUGCAACAGAGCAAAUAUGGUUCCACACAUUGACCCAUGUAAAUUCUAAGACACUUGGGCAAUAAAUGAAAAUACAAAGCAUGCAAUUCGUUAGCAGCUAGAUAGUACUAGGGGUUGCUAAUCUCUGCUUGAAUGUUGUGCCACUGUAACCCAUGACCAGAGCCUUAAGUAACAUUCGUCAACAAGUAAACUGAAACUUUCAUGUGGUAACUUUGCACAAACCUCAGUUUGCACUACCGUAUUAAUUUUGUCAUUUACAUGUGCACUAGUAUCAUAAUUUACUAGCUACUAAUCAGCCUACUACCUUUAUUUAUUUUUUUGCAAUGUUGAAAACAAACUCUUGGAUAGAGUUCUUGCAUGACAAUACAAAACACACAACUUUCAUUAACCUGCUUUAGAAGAUGAAACAUAUUAAUAAUAACAAACAACUGUUAAUUUAGGAUGAAAAUAUGAUGAAAAAAUUUAACUGGGCCCUGCAUUACUAAGAAUAAUUUUGUAGCUCGGGCCACUCUGGGAUUCCUGUUAUUGUGUAAGGAAUGUCACGGGAUGUUACUGGUGUGUCUUCCUUCAUUUGACCUACACGUAUCCAAAGUCUAACAAAAACCAUUUGCUUUGUUUUGCCCUUGUUUUAUUUUGAACACUAAUAUUAAUACUUUUGUUGCAGACUACUACUGCACUAAAAAGUAUUAUAUACAUUGUAAAAGUAUUGUAAGUAGCCUACAUUGUAAAAGUAUUAUGUACAUUGUAAAAAGUAUUAUUUGCAUUGAUUAUUUUGGCGACAGAAUAUCACAAUUUAUAAAUAGUUAGCCCUGGGCUCUGGUGUAAAUUUUAUAGGCUGUGGUUUCUAUAUCAAAAUUGUGAAUAAAAUAAACCCAUACUGUAUAUUGCAAUGUUUGCAAAUAAAUGAACUUUUGAAGUUAUUGAGACUUGGCAAAAAAAUAUUUCAAUCAGGUUUUUACUUUUUAGCAAACCUAGUUAGGCUAUUGCAAAGUUAACAAGUAUGUAAUAAGUUCAUAGGCCUACUUAUUAUUGUUUUCAAGAAUUAGUUUUAGUUAGAUUGAUGUCUCUAAGUUGUGCUGCUAUUGGUGUUUUGUAUUGCUCAAAGUGCAAUUUUUGUGGUAGUCAGCCAUACACAAAUCUAGUCAAAAGUGUUGUAGAAUAGAAGCUUGCAGUGUGUGUUACUGGCUCCUAAAUAAACUAAUAAUAAUUUAUUACAAGAUAGCCAAAGAUUGUUGUGACUUUGCCAGAUUAUUGUAUUGUAUUGUAAUUAGAAUGAAGAUAAUACUAAAAUGGCAAUAUACUUACCUUAAUAAAGAUUUUUGUUUAGCCUA